AUGGCGGGCAAAGGGGUUUCAUGGACCGCUGGGCUUGGCAUAUUAGCGACAUUAUCACACGCGCGUGCGGACUAUCAAACUACAGACGACAGUCACUGUGACUGCUACCUCACGAAUGGCAGCACGGGGGCAUACUUCACGACCCACAAGUUCUUCGAUUUUCGUUCCAUGGCAGACCACGUGAACGUACCGUCGGUCUCGAUAUCAAGUGCGGACGCAGCGAGUCAGGCGGACACAUCUAAUGAUUACUUCAACUCCAAAGAAUGGACCGAUGCCUGGGGCAUCCAAAAAUGGAACAACAGCGCCAAUCUCGAUGACGGAGACGCACGGAUUCUCAUGGUCAACUCGCCGGCCAACGUGUACUUCGAUGCCAAUACCGACAUCAACGGGCAGUCGGGUACAUAUCUCACCCUGAGGACUGCGCGGCUCGACGAGUUUCAGACGGCUGCCGAGUUCGAGUCGACUUCGCAGACCUAUCAAUACCUCUCGGCGCGCAUGUAUGCGCGCACGGUCGGCCCUUCCGGCGCCAUCACGGCCAUGUUUACGUACCGCGGGUCCGACGACCCGAAUGCGAUCCAGGAGUCGGACCUCGAGAUCCGGACCAUGGAUCCUCCGGAUGUGAUCCAGUACACGAAUCAGCCGUCGUACAGCCGGACAGGAGACGCGGUCGACCAGGCGACCCGUAACGCCACCGUUCCCGUUGGUUGGGACGACUGGGCCGUCCAUAGGAUGGAUUGGAGCCCGGAAGACACUACGUGGUAUGUGGACGGAGUCAAUGUAAGCCAGAUCAGCUUCCAGACCCCGCGGGAUCCGAGCUAUCUCAUCUUCAAUUCGUGGAGCGACGGCGCGAACUGGAGUGGCAACAUGUCCGUCGGCGAUGAGGCGUACCUCCAGAUCCAGUGGAUUGAGCUGGUCUACAAUUCGACAGCGGGCGAGCAGACCUCAGACGACAGCAAUGGGAGGAAGAGGGGCCUGCUCAAGCGCGAGAACGCGUGCAAGAAAGUCUGCAGCAUCGAUGAGACACACACACUCGGCACGCCAGUUUUGCUACAAGGAGACGCCUGGGGCUUACGAUCGGGUGUCUUGAGCAUUUGUAUACCUCUGCUUGCUGUAGCAGCCCUGCAAAUGAUGGUAUAG
Truncatella angustata is the source of this 1137-nucleotide messenger RNA. Its product is annotated as concanavalin A-like lectin/glucanase domain-containing protein. The transcript has a single exon. The coding region runs from base 1 to 1137 and encodes 378 amino acids. Gene Ontology annotation, biological process: carbohydrate metabolic process. The record is from RefSeq and is a predicted model, not a curated record. NCBI's taxonomy places the organism in Eukaryota, Fungi, Ascomycota, Sordariomycetes, Amphisphaeriales, Sporocadaceae. Gene Ontology annotation, molecular function: hydrolase activity, hydrolyzing O-glycosyl compounds.